CUCGGCCCUGGUGCUAGGGACCGCGGCAGGCCAAGGGGGAGGUGCGGGUGGGUAGAAGGGACAGGUCUGGGCAGCGCUCGGGGGUUGGUGCCAGUUCGCUCAUCCAUUCAAGCGGCAGUACGCACUUGUCCUAGCAGUUCUCGUCGGCGGACCUAACUGCGUUUUCUGCGGUCCCGCAUCCAAAGCUCAUCUGCAAACGUCUUGGCGUCCGUCUUCAUCAUGCCUAGCCUUUGGGAUCGCUUUUCAUCGUCGUCGUCCUCUUCGUCGUCGUCCUUGUCCAGAACUCCCACCUCGGAUCAGCCGCCGCGCUCAGCCUGGGGGUCGGCGGCCCGAGAAGAGGGUCUUGGCCGGUGCGCGAGCCUGGAGAGCUCGGACUGCGAGUCCCUGGACAGCAGCAACAGUGGCUUUGGGCCGGAGGAAGACUCGACAUACCUGGAUGGGGUGUCCCUGCCCGACUUCGAGCUGCUCAGCGACCCUGAGGAUGAGCACUUGUGUGCCAGCCUGAUGCAGCUGCUGCAGGAGAGCCUGUCCCAGGCGCGGCUGGGCUCGCGGCGCCCCGCGCGCCUGCUGAUGCCAGGCCAGCUGGUGAGCCAGGUGGGCAAGGAACUGCUGCGCCUGGCCUUCAGUGAGCCGUGCGGCCUGCGGGGGGCGCUGCUGGAUGUCUGCGUCGAGCAAGGCAAGAGCUGCUACAGCGUCGGGCAACUGGCCCUCGACCCCAGCCUGGUGCCUACCUUCCAGCUGACCCUCGUGCUGCGCCUGGACUCACGCCUCUGGCCUAAGAUCCAGGGGCUGUUCAGCUCCGCCAACUCUCCCUUCGUGCCGGGCUUCAGCCAGUCCCUGACGCUGAGCACGGGCUUCCGAGUCAUCAAGAAAAAGCUGUACAGCUCGGAGCAGCUGCUCAUUGAGGAGUGUUGAACUGGGGCCUUUGGGGGGGGUGGGGGGGGAGCGACCCUGCCCCCAUGACAGAGAGACAGAUGAACUUUUUGAGGUGGACCCUGGCAGGCAGGAGCUGAGGGACUGAAGCCUGUCCUUGGAAAACUGACAGCAGCCACCUGAGGGGGAGGAAGGUUGAGGUGGUGGGGAACAUUGCGUUUCCAUGGAGGCUAGCUGAGGGGAGCAGGUGGCUCCCGGCCCCUCAGUACUGUAGCAUGAAACAAAGGCUCAGGGGCCAACGGGGCCCCUGGCUGGAUGUGUAUGUAGCAUGUACUUUACCAUUUUUAUUGUUGCUGACAGUUAAGACAACAGUGGUGUGACAGAGCCAGGAGAGCGGCUGGGCUGCACUGGCCUCUGCAGGGUUGGGGGGAGGGGAGUGUGUUCCUGUUAAGGGCACUGGUGGGAGUGGGGGGGAGGUCAAGGUGGUUUGUGUACUCAUGGUCUGAAGGGGCCAAAUGUGUUUUUGGUUUUUGUAGCUUUUGGUUGUUUUGUUGUUGUUGUUUUUGUUUUUUUGAUCGGAGCUUCACUACUGACCUGUCCUAGGCAGCUAUCUUACAGACGCAUGAAUGUAAGGAGGUAAGGGUGAUGUGGGGAUCACUUGGGGAUCUUGGACAUCUGAAGAAAAACUACACCUGGGAGCUGCGUUUGCCCAUCCCCUGCUGUGUACUGAGGAGUGGAGCUAUGAGGGGAUGGGGUGGGAUUGGGGUUGGGGGCUGGAACCCCUCCCCCUGAGGAGUACCAUCUGGGUCUUCCAUCUAGAACUGUUUACAUGAAGAUACUCGCUGUUCAUGAAUACACUUGAUGUUCAAGUAUUAAGACCUAUGCAAUAUUUUUUACUUUUCUAAUAAAAAAAUGUUUGUUAAAA
Messenger RNA from Lutra lutra (Eurasian river otter), 1798 nucleotides. RefSeq names its product DNA damage inducible transcript 4 (gene DDIT4). NCBI's taxonomy places the organism in Eukaryota, Metazoa, Chordata, Mammalia, Carnivora, Mustelidae. Gene Ontology annotation, molecular function: 14-3-3 protein binding. The coding region runs from base 220 to 915 and encodes 231 amino acids. The record is from RefSeq and is a predicted model, not a curated record. Gene Ontology annotation, biological process: response to hypoxia; negative regulation of TOR signaling; apoptotic process. Gene Ontology annotation, cellular component: cytoplasm. The transcript is spliced from 3 exons.